Molecule: messenger RNA, 459 nt
Organism: Stereum hirsutum FP-91666 SS1
Lineage: Eukaryota; Fungi; Basidiomycota; Agaricomycetes; Russulales; Stereaceae
Exons: 4
Coding region: 1-459 (152 amino acids)
Source: RefSeq, a predicted model, not a curated record
AUGGCGUCAUUGGGCGCGUUAGGAGCCCAGUCCCUAACGAUAAAUGUCACAAAGUUCCUGAACUCCAAGCCUGACGAACCAUCUAGGUUUCUCUAUGCAGCGUGCUCAACCCCGUUGAAGCGUAACCUUUGGCUUCCUGCAUUCGAUUUCUUAAAUGAAGAAGACGACUAUAUCGCCAUGUAUGACAUCUCCUCCUCCACAGUCUCACGUCUCAGCCUGCUGUUCGUCUAUGCCAUCAACCAUCGACCACCUAUCGACGAUGAUCCCGCCAAGGUUGGACCAGACUCUGUGAUUGAGAUCUUUACGACGACGGUCGGAGGGGACAUCCUGAGUCACCUUGCGACAGUGCGGCAUCCAGUUCUCGAGACACCGAACGAUGUACUACCGGCCUUCCCGAUGGUCAGAGCUUCUACUUUACCAAUGCACAUGGAUGUAAGACUGGACUUGCUCGCAAACUAG